Molecule: messenger RNA, 3976 nt
Organism: Oryctolagus cuniculus (rabbit)
Lineage: Eukaryota; Metazoa; Chordata; Mammalia; Lagomorpha; Leporidae
Source: RefSeq, a predicted model, not a curated record
AGCAAUAAAGUGUACUGAUUUCCACCAGCCUUUGAAUUUUGGGGGUUAGGGGUUCUGCGCUACUAAUUCUUCACAAAGCAGUUCCUCAAGUGUCAGUGUUAUUUGACUUUGAACACCUGCACUGAAAUCAUAUCGAGAAAAGAGAGGACAUAAAGCAAUCUCAAGACCUGGUAAUACUGGUGAGAUCUCAUUUCUUUUUAAAUUGGUUCAGAAUAUACAAAAAGGAGAAUUCAACUGAGGUUUUUGAGUUUAAUUAAUUUUAUUCCAUUUUUUACAGUGAACAAAUUUCAUCUAUACAUAUUUAGGAGCAUAGUGAUAAUUCCAUUCCUGAGAACUGUGGUUUUUCUACAUAAUGCUUGUUGAGUUCUUUAUUUAAUGGAGGAUUAAACUUGUGAUUAUAAAGUAAAUGGAAAGAAUGUCAUUGCAAAGAUGAUAAUGACACUUAUCUAUACAUGACCAGGAGGUAAAGUAACUUUGAAUAAGAAAAUAUGAAGGCAAUGGUUUCAAAAGAAAGUGAGGCUUUACCCUACUUGAAUACUCAGAAAGCAGGGCCGUGGGGAUCCAUCCUUGAGAGGUAGCUUGGUUUAAAGGGAUAUGAUUCCUCUAGGAUCCUGCAGUAUGGAUAGCAGAGAAACAGUUCCAAGUCUUGUCAAGGCUGUUUCUUCUAGAUGGAAGUCAAAAAACUUCAAUAACGAUUGCCAAAAAGUGCUACACUUUGAUCUCCCUUUAAUUGCAAGUCUUUCUUAGUAGAGGAUAAUAUACAUAUGUGUGUGUUUGAAUAUUAUAUAUAUAUAUAUACAUAUAUAAAAUUAUUCAGGAAAACCAAAGGGGAAUGGACAUUUAAAACAGGAAGUGUGCUUAAGUCUGCAUUUGAAUUAUUAAAUUACUAUUACUGCUUUUAUUAAUGUCAUCAUUAUUUUAUAAUGCCCAAGAGAAGGUAUUCCUGUACUGACUACUUUAGCAAUACUAGGGAAGCCUUGAGAAAUUUGAGCUUGAAGAUGGAGAAAUCACCCAAGAUGGCACUUCUCAUGCUUUCAAAUCAAACUGAUCUUGAAUUGUCUCCUGAAAUUUCUUCAAUAUUUUAUCUUCUUUUAGAACUGCCUUACUAUCAAGGUCUUAUGGCUAUUUCGAGCCAGCAGAAGUGAUUUAAUUUCAUGGUAGAACUCACAACUGAUAUAAUGGGUGAUAGUAAAAUUACAACUCUAUUAUUUUCUAAAUAGGAUAAAAGAAGUUCCAUGAAGUUAAAGGACUCACCAAGAAUUCCAGUAUUAUUAUUUCAGACUCAGAUUUGUAUAAUCUUUUGUCUUGUUUCUACUCUACCACAUGACCUUUUGACUAUAAGGCUAACCUGAGAGAGGUGUGGGGCAUAAAUUCAUUUGUACAAAGAUCUGAGUUUCAUAAAAAGGAGAAUUUGCAAAUAUUACGCAGUCUCCUUUACUUUGGUACUCAUCUGUGAAUUUGAUGCUUGGUCAUGGUAGUUUACGGGGCUUGUUUUCACUUCCAGCUCAAGAAUAUUUCAAGAUAUGUAAUUGUUACCAUAUUUCCAAAAGCAGAAGUUGACAAAACAAGAACAAAGCAAAUUUUAGAAGCAAGUGAAUAAAACUUCAUCAAAGGUAAGUGAAGACAGUCACUUGGUAACAUGAGAAUAUUUACGCUAUCUCUUUGGAGUUCACUUCCUCAUCUGAAAUGAGUGAAAGCAAUUCUCUAUUAAGGCAAAAAGACAAAAAUAGGUUUACUUCAAUUUCUUUAAGUAUGCAAGUUAAUCAGCAGUCAUCACCUGUUAUCCCAUUAUUAGUUAUUGCUAACAUCCACGGGUUAUGAGUUAGAAAUGGAUGCUGUGAGUAAUUUAAAUGUUUCUUUCAGGUAAUUUUAAGUGCCUCUUGGGAACUUGGCCUUGUGGACUCAUUCCAUGGAAAAAAUAAACAAUGUCAGUGAGUUCAUUUUCUGGGGACUUUCUCAGGACCCAGAAGUUGAAGAAGUUUGUUUUGUGGUGUUUUCUUUCUUCUACACCAUCAUUCUACUGGGAAACCUCCUCAUCAUGAUGACAGUUUGCCUGGGCCGCCUGCUCAAGUCUCCUAUGUAUUUCUUUCUCAACUACUUGUCUUUUGUGGAUAUUUGUUACUCUUCAAUUACUUCUCCCAAGAUGAUUGCUGACUUGUUAGCAGAGAAAAAAGCUAUCUCCUAUGUGGGGUGCAUGUUGCAACUCUUUGGGGUGCAUUUCUUUGGGUGCACUGAGAUCUUCAUUCUUACUGUGAUGGCCUAUGACCGUUAUGUGGCUAUCUGUAAACCACUGCACUACAUGACCAUCAUGGACCGGGAGAGAUGCAAUAAAAUGUUGCUGGGGACAUGGGUGGGUGGGUUUGUACACUCCAUUAUUCAAGUGGCUCUGGUAGUGCAAUUACCCUUUUGUGGACCCAAUGAGAUUGACCACUACUUUUGUGAUGUCCACCCUGUGUUGAAGCUUGCCUGCACAGAUACCUACACUGUUGGUGUUGUUGUGACAGCUAACAGUGGCACUAUUGCUCUGGGAAGCUUUGUUAUCUUGCUGAUCUCCUAUACUGUCAUCCUGGUGUCCCUGAGAAAGCAGUCAGCAGAGGGCAGGCGCAAGGCUCUCUCUACCUGUGGCUCCCACAUUGCUGUGGUCAUCAUCUUCUUUGGUCCCUGCACUUUUAUGUAUAUGCGGCCUGACACCACCUUCUCAGAGGAUAAGAUGGUGGCUGUAUUUUACACCAUUAUCACCCCCAUGUUAAAUCCCCUGAUUUAUACACUGAGAAAUGCAGAAGUAAAGACUGCAAUGAAGAAAUUGUGGAGAAGAAGGAUUUUCUUGGAGGCUAACAGCAAAUAGUUUAAAAUAAUAAUUUAAGCUGGAUAACCUGAUAUUUUCUCAGCCUUGGUUGACUCAUCUGUAUGGUGAAGAUAAUAAAAACAAAAAACUAAUAAGAUUCAUGAGAAUUUCAGAGAACAGCAUAGUCUAAGGCAGAAAGAGUAUUAUUUUCAUUUUCAACUCAAUAUUUCUUUUUUUAAUAUUUAUUUAUUUGCUUGAAAGGCAGAGUCACAGAGAAGCAGAAGCGAGAAAAAGAGAAAGAGAAAGAGAAAAAAUUCCUCCACCCACUGGUUCACUGCUCUGAUGGCUGCAAGGGCCAGAGCUGAGCCAAUCUGGAGCCAGGAUCCAGGAGCUUCUUCCGGGUCCCCCACAAGGGUGCAGGGGCCCAAGGCCUUGGGCCAUCUGCUACUGCUUUCUCAGGCUAUAGCAGAGAGCUGGAUUGGAAGUGGAGAAGCUGGGAUUCGAUCUGGCUGCCCCUAUGGGAUGCAAGCACUGCAGGCUGCGGUUUAUCUGCUACACCACUGCGCCAGGCCCUCACCUUAAUAUUACAUAAGGACUAAAAAAAUCCUGAAAUAUAUAUGGCUGAGAAAUCUUGGUAAAUCAGAAUCUCAUCACAUUCACUCAGCAUUAUUAUGUUUCAUCCUCCUCUUUUGCCAUUUUCUUUAAAGAUUAAGAGUUCACUACAGAGAACUUCAGAUUAUUUCUUGGAUUUAGAACUCUGACUGGAACAUAUUGAGCCAUCCACGUGUUUAAAUCGUGCAAAUGAUAGAAUACAUGAAAAACAACUUUUCUGAUCUCAUGCAUUCUGGUAUAAGUCAACCAAACACAGUCGCAGUGAAAAUGUAGCCUAGCAAGCUACAAAUGGAAGCUGAGAUGCAUACAAAUGUGAAAAAGAUAAAACACAAGCUUAAAAGAUAAAUAAUCGUUUUCAUCCUCUAAUCUUGGCAAAAGCUUUUCCUUAGUACACAUUUUCUUUACCAAAACAAUAAAGAAAUUUGACUGAUUAAUUUCUCUAUGCUCCCCCUUUUCAAUGGUAAUAUCCCAUUAAAAUCUUCUUGUUCUAGACAAACAUUUCAUUCCUCUAUUAACUCAGUUUGUCUUGAUGAUACAUUUUUCUUUCACCAGAAACCAUAUGUUUCUGUAUUCUCUGAC